AAGUAUACCUAACCCCAAUUCCCAAAAUUCACAAUUCUAAUUUGUAAUUUCACUUCCACGCAGUCACGCACAUCGCAGCCGUCUGACGCAGGGACGCGGGACUUGGACGACCGACGAGGCGACGACGAUCUGAAUCUACGGCAACUGGCGUCAAUCUCCGGCGACGGCGACAACAACAACAGCUCUCCUCACUUCUCUGCCGUGACCGCACCUUUUAACGCAGUACGGUGCCACUUUCGCCAGACUCUGGCGUUUUUGUUUGAAGGCAAUGAGCGAAAGUAUUCAAUGGAAUCUAUUGAACCAGCUGGAGUAUAUAUUAGAAUCCGAUCCAUUGAUUGAUGAAGUUGGGUUUAUCCAUCCAUCUCAAUUUGAUGUACUGAAUGAAGAUGUUGGGAGUACUUCCUUGUCUGCCGAAUCGAUAUCUCAAUCAGCAGACACAACUAAUAUAUCUGGUAAGGUUUUUUGGAGCAGGGACCAUAAGUUGGGCAUCUCAACUGCAGCUCUCCUUCCACUGUACAAAGCAGCUAAACAUGCAUUCAUGGAUUCACUGAGACAGUAUAAGAUGCAUACUGGUCUGACCGAAGUUAGAGAUGAAUGUGAUGAGGUCAAUGUGCCAAAAUGCCCCUCAUCUUCUCUUACUGUUCUUGAAAAAGAAGUGAUGAAGCAUAGCAAAGCAAUUUUGCUCCUAAGCUGUGAUUUUGGUACUGCAUGGAAUUUCAGGAAGAAACUUGUUUCAGAGCAGCAAGAGUACUCAAUGUUCAUGGAAGAACUACUUUUGUCAGAUCUGGUUCUCUCAUAUUCACCUAAAAGUGAACGAGCAUGGAGUCACAGGAGGUGGGUGAUCAAGGUGAUUGCCGGAAAGUGUUCAAAUCUCCAAGAAAUAGUGGACAGAGAAUCUGAGUUUGUGAAAAAACUAGCUGAGAGAUCAAAAAUGAACUACCGUGCAUGGAAUCAUCGUUGCUGGUUAGUAGCCUACAUGCCGGUAGGACAAGUAUUAAGUGCCCAUAAUUUUCUCCAGAUGUUCCAUGAGUUGAACAAGUCACGAGAGUGGGCUGUACUUAAUGUUGCUGAUAAUUCCUGCUUUCAUUAUCGCGCUAGGUUAAUGCUCAGGAUAUUAGAAGCUUUCCUUAACAAAGAUGAAAAUGGAUUUUCUGGUGAAGAACUUGAUGAGAUGUGGAAGGAUGAGCUUGACUGGAUUGAGAAGUUAAUAAAGAUUUAUGUGGGUAGAGAGGCUUUGUGGCUUCACCGUCGCUUCCUUUCAUCAUGUUGGAUAAAACAUUUUGCUAGUACUAAUCAUCGUAAACCCCGGCAUUCUAGUAAGAAAAGUAGCGGCACAUGUGACAUUGACCGGUUCAUAGAUAAUGAAUUACAGCUAUUCAAUUCCUGUGCAACAAUAAUUGAUAGUCACUUCGAUGACUAUCAAGCUCAGGCAACGUAUGCUGCUACUUAUAUUAUGUGGCUUAAGAAGCAAAUACAAGUGGAGUCACUGGGGAUUGAGUUUCAAAGGAAGCUACAAGUAAGUGGACUGAAGAUGUUGCUGAAUAAUGCAUGCCCGGAGAAGGCUUUUCUUUGGGACUGUUUGCUUCAGCUGUGUGGAUCUGAAUAGCUUUCAACUAGAAGAAAUCACAAAAGCAUAACAGGUUGUGUUUGGUGCACUUGAAAAGCAGACACAUAAAUGGAACAAGGGAACAGAUAUUUAUUUAAUCUUACUGCUUUGACUCAUGCCUUUCUCUUUUUAAAAGUUCACUACCAAUAGGUGAUCGGUUUUAUAGUGAAAACUGAAAAGCACCAGAUUAUGAAGAUGAAAGAAAAGAAAACUCAGAAAAAAAAUCCUCACAAGUUUUGUUCUUGCACAAACAGCACAUAUGUUUGCUCAAGUCUCACUAUCUUACAAAGCUCAACUGAUAGACUUGUUGCUCAAGUCGAAUCAUAGUUUUUGUUUGUUUGUUUGAAAUGUUGAUAGUUUCAAUAUUUUAUUUUAUUGUUAUUAUUUUUUAACUAGGAACUUUAUUGAAUAAAAGAUAAAAGAUAUAAAAAGUUUGAUGUGUCAUUAUAUUGACCGCAUUUGCUGUUGCGAAAUGGUCAAGUCCUCCAACAUCCUCAUUAUGUUGGUCAUUUGUUGUCCUAAGUUUGGUUGCUCACCUCUUUUAGCCAUUGGUAACAAUGACACAACAACAACAAAAACUAGCAAUUAAGAAAUCAAGUUAGUAUAAACAG
Molecule: messenger RNA, 2217 nt
Organism: Ipomoea triloba (trilobed morning glory)
Lineage: Eukaryota; Viridiplantae; Streptophyta; Magnoliopsida; Solanales; Convolvulaceae
Product: protein prenyltransferase alpha subunit repeat-containing protein 1-like
Exons: 12
Coding region: 269-1606 (445 amino acids)
Biological process (GO): protein geranylgeranylation; protein farnesylation
Cellular component (GO): CAAX-protein geranylgeranyltransferase complex; cytoplasm; protein farnesyltransferase complex
Molecular function (GO): protein farnesyltransferase activity; CAAX-protein geranylgeranyltransferase activity
Source: RefSeq, a predicted model, not a curated record